AUGGCUAACGAAGACAACCUAGUUCGCGUCAAAACCGUCCUCGUCGGCGAUGGAUCCGUCGGUAAGACCUGCAUGGUCUACUCGUAUGCUGAGAACAAAUUCCCAACCGACUAUGUCCCGACCGUCUUCGACACCUUCACUGCCACCGUCCACGUUGACGGCCGUCCCCGUACCCUCGAGCUCCUCGACACAGCUGGACAAGAAGAUUACGAGCGCCUUCGUGCCCUCUCCUACCACGAGACCGAUGUAUUCAUUCUCUGCUAUUCCAUUGUUCAUCACCCAUCCCUGGAAAACAUCGAACGCCGCUGGGCCCCUGAGAUCAAGCGAGUCAGUCCUGGUAGUCAUAUGAUUCUCUGUGGUUGCAAGAUGGAUCUCAGGGAGGAUCCCGUCGAACUUAAUCGCUUGAUGCAACGGGGACAGAAGCCCGUCACAACUGCCGAGGGCGAGAGUGUUGCCCGCACUAUUGGAGCCGACUCAUUUUUCGAGUGUUCAGCACUCACUCAAGAAGGUCUGAAGGAUGUCUUUGAUGAAGCUUUGCUGUCGGCUUGGGACCCACUUCCCAAGCCAAGGAGGGGCGGACAAAUACCUGGAUCGUCGCCAGGCGCAUGCUGUACAAUCAAUUAA
Messenger RNA from Chondrus crispus (carragheen), 624 nucleotides. RefSeq lists its product as hypothetical. The coding region runs from base 1 to 624 and encodes 207 amino acids. Gene Ontology annotation, molecular function: GTP binding; GTPase activity. The transcript has a single exon. Lineage: Eukaryota; Rhodophyta; Florideophyceae; Gigartinales; Gigartinaceae. Gene Ontology annotation, biological process: small GTPase-mediated signal transduction. The record is from RefSeq and is a predicted model, not a curated record.